Aplosporella prunicola CBS 121167 is the source of this 1464-nucleotide messenger RNA. RefSeq lists its product as uncharacterized. Gene Ontology annotation, cellular component: nucleus. Gene Ontology annotation, molecular function: RNA polymerase II transcription regulatory region sequence-specific DNA binding; DNA-binding transcription factor activity, RNA polymerase II-specific; zinc ion binding. The record is from RefSeq and is a predicted model, not a curated record. Gene Ontology annotation, biological process: regulation of DNA-templated transcription. NCBI's taxonomy places the organism in Eukaryota, Fungi, Ascomycota, Dothideomycetes, Botryosphaeriales, Aplosporellaceae. The coding region runs from base 1 to 1464 and encodes 487 amino acids. The transcript is spliced from 7 exons.
AUGACGACCCCCAAGGAAUCCGAGAAGAAGGGCGACGAGCCCAUCAAGGCCGGCGCACCGAGGCCCGAGAGCACGCCCAAAAGCGAUGAUGCGGCCAAGAAGGCGGUGCCCUCCAAGAAGCGGAGGAAGGUCAAUCAUGCAUGCAUCUACUGCAGACGUUCGCAUAUGACCUGCGAUCUCGAACGCCCUUGCACCAGGUGCAUCAAGCGCAACAUUGGGCACCUCUGCCACGAUGAGCCCCGAGAACCCGUCAAACGGCAAAAGACGGACACGCCGAGCGUCAUGGAGGAUGAGAACUCGGCUCCCACGCGGGAUUCGGAGAACUCGCUGGGGCGUGCCGCAUCGCAAGAUGCAGGGCUGGCCCUGGGGCCGCCUCCGCCGCCGCUGCCUCGCGGCCUCCCACAGCCGGCAUCGGUCUCUGCGCCGCACGCUCAAAGCAUUCCCGGCAACAAUACAUCGUCAUUGAACUACAAUGACUGGAUUUUUGGUGCGCCGAGCAACUUUCAAGACAUGCAUGCGCUCAACCCUUCCUUCAUGUUCAACGCGUCCGAGGCCUCAAACGAAUACAGCAUCUUCAACGACCUCAACAUCCUUAUGGACGACGGCGCCCUCUACAGCAGCGAUGAAAUGAACCAGCUCUUCUCGGACCCUUCCCUUACUAACACACCGGGCGUUCUCAGCCAGAGCAAUGCCAUUUUCCAGGGGAACCAGCCGAGUAACCAGCUCCUGCCUCCUUCGCAGGCUGCAGCCGCCAACACGAUAACCCGACCGCCCAGCAGCUUCCCAUUGGACAAAGCCCGAGAGGCUUAUUACAUGACGGCCGCUGAUCCCGCAGGGACCGACACGCCCGAGGAACGCAUGAACAAGCUGCUCAAGGCCAAAUUUGACGCAGGUAUGCUCAAGCCCUUCAACUACAUCAAGGGUUACGCACGUCUAUACCAAUACAUGGAGCAGCGGUUCCAACCCAUAUCGCGGCAGAAGAUCCUGCGUUGCAUGGAUCGCUUUAGACCAAAGUUCCGCGAGCGUGUCCAGACAUUGACGGAUAUUGAGCUUGUGCGGGUUGAGAUGUGGUUUGAGCGAUGCUUGAUGGAGUACGACCGCGUAUUCGCCAGCAUGGCCAUCCCGGCCUGUUGCUGGAGGAGAACGGGCGAGAUUUUCCGUGGAAACAAGGAAAUGGCGGAAUUGGUACAUGUGCCAAUGGAUAAUCUGCGCGAUGGCACUCUAUCACUACACCAGAUCGUCGAAGAAAAAUCGCUCGUCAACUAUUGGGAAAAGUUUGGCGCCAUCGCGUUCGACGCUUCGCAGAAGGCCAUCCUGACCAUGUGUUCGCUGAAGAAUCCAAACCCAGACUCGAAAGAUCCAGAAAUCCGUUGCUGUUUCUCCUUUACCAUUAGGAGAGACGCACACAACAUCCCGUCUUUAAUUGUAGGAAACUUUCUACCAAUCAUUCGCGACGAUUCGUAA